CAUGACAGCUACCCUACAGGCAGCCCUGAAAUAUCCCCCCAUCAACACCAAGAGUCAGGCGGUGAAAGCUCGAGCAGGCAGCAUCGUCUUGAAGGGGCGCACCUCUUUUAAAGCUAAUGAUAUUGAAAAGGCUGUUCAAUCCCUGGACAAGAAUGGUGUGGAUCUUUUAAUGCAGUACAUUUACAAAGGCUUCCAGAGCCCUCGGACAGUGGCAGUGCCGUGUUAUUGCAAUGGCAUGGAAAGACACUUGCUGCCAGAGGAGUGGGGUCCAUUGUUUGAGUGUGGACUGCAAGGAAAAACGUGUAGUCCAGCAGGGUCUGGGUCUCUCCUGUGGGUGUGGGAGUUGCUGGUACAAAGACCAAAACAACCAAACGCCACUGUGGCCCUUGGCAGUGUGGUACAUGAACAGCGCUACCGAGUUCCAGCUUUGUUUGUGCUUAUCUCAAGGUCACGUGAGCUUAAGUAUGUCCCUUCCUCUCUGCAUCCAUUAAGCAUGGCCUCUCAAUUUCUCAAUGGUCUCCAGGGUCCAGAGCAAGAAGUCUUGCUCUACAAAAAUGUAUCUCUGAAAUGCCAGAGCCUGUUUGGCAUGAGCAUAAAACUUUGUUCUAAUAAUAUGACCCUAUUUGGGGAAACUACUCCAAAUCAGAAAAAGUGUGAAAACUUUGAUGAAGUUCAAACUCUGGACAGCCUCUGA
This is a messenger RNA of Neofelis nebulosa (Clouded leopard), 694 nucleotides long. RefSeq lists its product as uncharacterized. The record is from RefSeq and is a predicted model, not a curated record. Gene Ontology annotation, cellular component: cytoplasm; Arp2/3 protein complex; actin cytoskeleton. NCBI's taxonomy places the organism in Eukaryota, Metazoa, Chordata, Mammalia, Carnivora, Felidae. Gene Ontology annotation, molecular function: actin filament binding. Bases 2 to 694 code for a protein of 230 amino acids. The transcript is spliced from 2 exons. Gene Ontology annotation, biological process: regulation of actin filament polymerization; Arp2/3 complex-mediated actin nucleation; cell migration.